Lodderomyces pseudojiufengensis is the source of this 3753-nucleotide messenger RNA. It is a transcript of the gene POM152, whose product is annotated as Pom152p. NCBI's taxonomy places the organism in Eukaryota, Fungi, Ascomycota, Pichiomycetes, Serinales, Debaryomycetaceae. Gene Ontology annotation, biological process: nuclear pore organization; protein import into nucleus. Gene Ontology annotation, cellular component: nuclear pore transmembrane ring. The coding region runs from base 1 to 3753 and encodes 1250 amino acids. The transcript has a single exon. Gene Ontology annotation, molecular function: structural constituent of nuclear pore. The record is from RefSeq and is a predicted model, not a curated record.
AUGGAGCAGCAAAAUGGAAGGAAUUGGGAAAAUAGAACACGUAAGCGUGGGAAGACUGCGCCAUUAAUACCUAGCAGUAUACUAGAUCAAGCAUCACAACGAAUAUUUAUUGUCUCACUAUUUAUAUUAAUUCAGACUUUCAAAUUAUAUGAUCUAAUCCUACUAAAAACGGAGUUACCCUUGUCGAAUGAAUCAUCUACAAAUCUUACUAGUUUUUCCUUUGUUUUAAAAUACACAUUAAUCGAUGGAUUAUUUUUAUGGAUCUUGCCAAUUUUAAAUAUUCAAUAUCUUACUUUUUCACCAUCAAAAACAUUAUUAUUCACAUUAUUAUUGAACUUGAUAUCUAUUUUUUUGGUCAGUUCAUAUGCAUUACCACUAUUAACAAAUUUUUUACUACCGAUUUGGAAAUUUAUACUGCAAAAGAAAGAGCUUAAUAUUAUUGGAGAAUCAAUUUCAAAGUCAAAAGUAAUUGAUAUAGAUUCUCAUUUCAAGGGAAAAUUAACAAUUCAUUAUUUACCAGACUCAUCAGCCAAAAUGAAUCCAUUUAACUUUGAUCACGAUUGUUUGGGUUCAGCUAACAAUUUUGAUUUUGGAAUGCCAAUUGAAUUCAACACAAGUGCUGGAAUAGGUUUCCUUCAAGUUCAACAAACCACACCUCAAAAUGAUAUCUUAUUACAUAAUUACACAGGUCACACAUUAAACAAACUAUUCAAAAAAGAUUAUACUAAAUUUAACAAAUUAAAAAAUGCUAAAAAAGAUUAUGGGAAUGUUUUCUACCUAGAAUUUCCAAUCAAGGAGCCUGGGAUGUAUAAAUUAAAAAGUGUUUUGGAUAGAAAAGGUAAUAGUAUUAGGUUGUAUAAAUCAGAAUUUGAAAUAUCAAAUUGUCCACUGGCAAAAUUUUUUUAUCCACCACAUUUUGAAUUUGAUGCUAACUACAAAUGUUUAUCAACUUUUGAACAAAAAUCAUUUCCUGUACCAUGGUUGGAAGUGUAUGGACCAACUCCCCUGUUUGUGAACAUUGACGUGAAACUUGAUGGGAGAAAAUUCAAGUCAUUUAAUGUAACAAUCAAACAAGAUGUUGAUAACAGGUCCAAAUCUAGAACAACUGAUUACAAUUACCUAACUCCUGUGAAACUAUUAAGAAAUUCGUUAGAACAAUCAAUUGUAGAAAACAUAAAUGAUUCGGAAAUUAAAUCGAACUCAAUAUUGGAAUUUCAAUUAUUAUCAAUCCGUGAUUCAUUUGGAAAUGUACAUAGAUAUCAACCACUUUCAAAAGAUAAGGACGUAUGGUUUAAAUUAAAUUUGAAGAGUAGCCCGACAAUAAGCUUAAUAGACUAUAGCAAAGAGAAAAAACUAUUAGUGAACGGCACCAAGACAUUGCAAAUCACUAGGUCAGAUGAAUUUACAGAUGAAGAUUUCCCUGUUAAAGUGAUAUUAUCGCAUAACGGUAAAAACAGCACAAAAAUUUUUGAACUGAAAAAGCAAUUAAAAGAAGGUAUACAAGUAAAUGAACCAGGUUCAUAUCAAAUAAUCACAGCUGAUACGAAAUUUUGUCCGUGCAAGAUUGCAGAAACAGAGCCUAUAACUAUUGUUCAAGCUGAAAUACCACAAUUGAAAAUAGUUGCGGAACAAGAAAGUGAUAGAUGUUUAGGGGUAGUGGGUUAUAAUUUCGAUUUUAAUUUUACAGGUGAAGCCCCAUUUAAAGUCCAAUAUCAAAUUUAUUCAAAUAAAUCGGGUGUAUUGAAACCUGUGGCGACCGACACUGGUAAAAUCAAUAGAGACUUGAUAUCACAAGAUCAUUCACAUUCAUUCAAAUUUAAACCACCUAGCGAAGGGAGUUUCACUAUUGUGUUCAACAAUUUGAAAGAUGUCAAUUACUACGAAAAAGGAUUUCCCUUGAGCGAAAGAUAUCAAACAUAUUUCAGACAAGCAUCGGAAAUAUCAUUACAGUCUAAAAGUCCAACAAUUUAUACAUGUUAUGGAGAUACGGCCAAAAUAUCCAUGAAAUUUAAAGGCAAUGGUCCUUUCUCGUUCGACUAUGAGUAUGUUGAUCCACAAAAUAGAAAGAGAUUUGGAUCAGUUAUUAAAGUGAAAAAUGUGACUAGUUACCUCGUUGAAACUCCUAAAAGUUUGAUUGGUAAAAAUUAUGAAAUAGAAUUAAGUAAUGCAAAAGAUAUACUAGGUUGUGAUGCGAAAAUAGUAAAUCAAGAUCGGGCAGUUAGGGUAGUCAGUAGACCUGAUAUUCCUGAGCUCGAAUUACCAAAAGAUAAAAAACAAAUAGUUGAUGGAGCAUUUGUUGUUAUCCCAUUGAAGUACAAAUCGUCGAUUGGCUUAAGUGGUAAUGAUAUCAUUUAUUUAAAGCAUUGGAAUCUUAAUGGUGAAGACAUGAAAAUCCAAAAGGCUGACCUUCGAGGCUCUUCACUUAAAUUAUCGAAUGAAGGAAUCUAUGCUCUUGAAUCAUUUGAAAAUUUUGGGUGUAAAGGUAAAGUAAUACAUGCUGAACAUAAAGUCAUAAUUACUUAUUAUGAAAAACCAUCAUUAACAAUAUCAUCAACUGCUAUACAGCAUAGAGAUGAAUCUACAAUUCAGUUAAAACCUGUUUGUAAUGGUAAAGUUGCUGAAUUGGAUCUAACCUUAAAGGGAACUGCACCAUUUUUAGUUGAUUACGAAAUAAAAUUGCCAAACGGUCGAAUAGAGGCACAUACGAUGACCGUAGAAAAUCAUGACAUUAAGAUCAAAUUACCUACUCGAGAAAACGGUCAAUAUGAGCAUAAGUUCAAAAGAAUAUAUGAUGCAAAGUAUACAAAACAUAGCGGAACUCAAGUCAAUUUAUAUUCACCUACUGUAAUUUAUAAGGUCAAUCAACUACCAUCUGCUCAAUUUAUAUCAGGCAAGCAUUUUUCACAAAUCUGUGAGAAUAAACUAAAUGAUGAUGAUUUAAUCAUUAAACUUCCUAUCAAAUUAAUAGGUUCAUAUCCAUUUGAUGUAGAUGUCACUAUCAAAAAUGAAGAAACUGGAAAAUCAUAUUCAUUAACAUUUAACAAAAUUUAUGAACCAUUUUUACCAUUAAGUAAUAUAAAAUUUUUCACACUUGGUGAUUAUAGUAUAACUAUAGAUAAAAUUUCAGACCAUAAUGGUUGUACAAAUUAUCUUAAACUAGACUCAAUCAAAUAUAUCUUAUCUAUAACGGAACCACCAAAUAUAUUCAAAACUUUACCUCAAGAAAAACAUUAUUGUGUUGGUGAUCAUGUUUCUUACACAUUAACAGGUGUUCCCCCAAUAACUAUAUACUACGAAUACAAUAAUAUCAACAGGAAAGCAGAACUGUACAAUAUUUUUAAAAGAUUGGCGUCUAAACCAGGAAUAUUAAACAUUAAAGCUUUAAAAGAUUCAGGAGGAAAUCAAUGUUUAGUAAACUUCACAAAGAAUAUUGAAAAAUCAAAUUCAUUACAAUUACAAGUUCAUGAUUUACCAAGUGUAGAAGUUAACAAAGGUGAUUAUAUUGUUGAAGAUAUACAUCAAGGUGAUCAAACAGAAUUAGUAUUUACUUUCAUUGGAGAACCGCCGUUCAAAUUAACUUACGUAAGAACGAUUGAUGUAAAAGAAGGUCACAAAAAAGUACGUAGAGUUGUAGAAAAAGAAACGAUUAAGGAUAUUUGGGACUAUCAAUACAUUGUAUUAGCUAGUCUCGAAGGUACUUAUGAAGCCAUCGAGGUGGAAGAUAAAUUCUGCCGGGCUAUAAAAACUAUAUAG